GUGUAUCUGUCCGGUUACGAGGACCAUCAAGUUCCAAUGGUAAUGGUCGUGUGGAAGUAUUCUACAAUGGACGAUGGGGGACAAUUUGUCAUUAUAAUUGGGACAUAUGGGAUGCUAGGGUUGUAUGUCGUCAACUUGGGUAUGGAAAUGCUGUUAGAGCUCUUCGAGGGUAUCGUCCUCAUGGAACAGGUCAGAUAUGGUUAAGUUAUGUCGGUUGUACUGGAAAUGAAGAAAAUCUAAUCAGUUGCUCUCAUAAUGGAUGGGGAAAUCACAAUUGCGGGCAUUACGAGGACGCAGGAGUAGAAUGUUCUGGAAAAGGUAAAAAUUAUAAGAUUCUUCUUAACCACUGGUAUGAAACCGUGUCACUGACAUCAUGUUUCACAUGCGUCCUGGUAAGUAGAACAUGAGCAAUAGAACGCGCUGACAGCAAUGCAAUAGUAAGAAAUUACAUUGUAUAUUAUAUAAGUAUAUAACACCUUAUUGUUAUGUAUGGGUGAACACCAAAUGUGUAGGCUGAUUUGUGGACACGUGACUUUAGAUAAAUGCAAUGUAUCCAUAGUCUUUCGAGACAUAGUCUGGAAACUCAACUGAGGCGUACUUAAGCCGUGCACAUCCUUUGUUCAGUUUAGGUUUAUUAAUAUUUAAAUAGCAUGGUUGAAUGAGUGAAAUGAAACGUUGCUAUUGGAUGAUUCGUUCAUUGAACUGAAAUUCAAUGUGUUCAUUGACCGUGCACCGUGCACAAAACUGCAUAAACGCGAACAAAAAGAUAGAACAAAGACUUUGGCGGAGUUUCCGAACCAUGUUUUGAAAUACUAUGAUCCCACCGGGCAACAAGCGAAAAUUGCAAUUGCCCGCCCGACCCUAGAUACUGUACAUAAAUAAACAAAAUGGCGGCACAACUCGGAAGUUUGUGAACAACGAGUUUCCAAAUUUUUGUUAAAAUAAAGCUGCAUUUAAAAGAGACGAAAAAUACACAACAAGCAACAGGAUAUGCCGAUGAUACCUUCUAAACUUAACAGAUUGUUUUAAUUUACAUUCGUUUGAACUAUAGGGUUUUUGUCAUGAAAUACAAUUGUUGUAGGAAUGUCGUUGAUUUCGUCCAGGGAAAUAUUCAUCUGCGCCUCAAAACAAAACUAUUUUCCUAGGGAGAAGACGUUAAGCGGUCUAUACAUGCAGUACUGUCAGUAACUUCGUUUAUACAAGCAACAAAAUUACAAGUAAUCGCUACAUUUUUAAGUAACUGUAACGGUAACUAUAGUUAAUAGUUCUACGUUUUGAAAAGUGAUAAUUGUAAAAACGCGUUAUCUUUAGGACCAACCUUCAAGUUACAAUUUCACGUUAAUAUUUAGUGCUUGGUAUUUUGUUUAUACGUCUAUAAACUUCUAUUACAUUAAUGUCGUCAAUUUUUAUUAUAAUGGCGACAUACUAAAUUCGUAACAACGUACCACCGACGCCGUCGUUCUUCAAUUUGAUUGGAAAAACUGAUAUCACAAACAACGAAAAUCUGUAAAUCAAGUUUCUGAAUCAACUCAAUUUUAUCUGCCACGAACAAGCAAGAUGUUUUAUCUCUGUGGGCUGUAUAAUUAAGCUAUAAUUAGCCUCAACGAAUUUGCGUUGUUAUUUCAGAUUUUAAUCCCUUGUGUCAUUUCUUGCGGUACCUAUUACAAAUUAUUUGUGCAACAAUCGCAUUCUGAGAUUAUAAUACAUCCUUCGACCUAAACAGGAUGAUAUAAUUAUGUGCACCUAUGUUAAGUAUGCAUGAAAAAAUACAUUGGCAUUGCGUCAGGUGUUUGUAUAUCACAUUUUUAUAGCUCAUUUUUAUAGCUCAGAUUUCAAAUUUGUUUUACAUCAAGUAUUAUAUGCUUAUUCUAAUAUGCUUAGCCUGCUAGACUAUUUUAUUUUUUACAACAAUUGUGAUUCAUACAUAAUUACUUUCUGAAAUGUGUUUAUCCCAUAGAUAUCCUAUUCCUUUCCUACCCUGUGGGAGGAAACCGGAGCUCCCGGAGAACUCACAAUUUUCGGUUUCGGCAGAACUUUGACUGAAUCGUAAAACUAUCAUUUCACACGAGUUGGCAAUCAGAUAAUCGAACCCACGAUCUCAUCAGUGAAAGGCGCUUGGUCUAACGACUGCGACAUUGAAGUUUGAAUGGAAAUAAAAAAUAAACUUACUAUUUUUAUUUGUAUACAUUGGUACGUGUCAAAACUGCUUUAAAAAAGGUACCGAAAACUGGAUUACUUGGGGUCAUUAAUUUUGGCCGUUAAUUUCUGGCCAUAUAUAGGCGGGUCUAUCUUGUGAAAGUUCGAACUGGCUGAGAAUUUAAAAAGUCGAAUGUUUGUAAUUAUACUGCGGUUUAUCACUAUCAGGUGCUAUAUAUGCGGGACAAAAAGGUGCAUAUUACUGUGUCUCGCUAUGUACCUGUUUUUUCUUUUAAUUGGUCAAAUAUUUACAGAUAUAUCUGUCAGAUUACGAGGACCAUCACGUUCCAAUGGUACUGGUCGCGUGGAAGUACUUUACAAUGGACGAUGGGGAACAAUCUGUGACAAUUCUUGGGAUAUAAACGAUGCUAGGGUUGUUUGCCGUCAACUUGGAUAUCAAUAUACUGUUAGAGCUCUUCGAGGGUACGAAGUUCCUGAUGGCACUGGACAGAUAUGGCUAAAUUAUGUCAGAUGUACCGGAAGGGAACGAAAUUUAAUCACUUGUCGUAAUAACGGAUGGAGAAAUCAUACUUGCGGGCACUACAAGGACGCAGGAGUAGAAUGUUCUUCAACAGGUAAAAUAAUUAUAUUGUUUUUUAUUAUAUUCAUUAUAAAAUCAAAAGUGUUCUUGAUUCGGUCAAAUAUUUUUCAUAAAUUUCGUAACAAACAAAAUGUUUUGGCAAGUAAAAUGUGUAUUUGUGCUUCAAAAAGCAUUUUUCAAGCAUAUUCUUAUUGUAGAAUGAUCACUAAGAAAAUAAAGUAUUUCAAUAAUUUAAAUCUCUCAUUUGAAGAAGAAUGUUAACAAAAUACUAGAAAAUACAUGCAUGCAGAAACCCUCGCCUUGCUGACAAAACCAUUUUAUUUUCUGAACGUGAAGUAUUUUAAGUAGUUGUCAUGGUAACACGAUAAUUUUUUAAGAAUAUUUUUACAAAUGAAAAAUCCCCUAUAAAUAUCAGUAUCACUUUUAAUUACAAAAUUAUCAAUUUCCUAAACAUAUAUAUGUUAGGUAUGUUAUUAUACGUAAUAUAAGCUUGAAUUUAAGGUAAAAUUCAACCACAAACGCUUCGCAAAACGUUUUAAAAUGUUCUUUUACUAUAGAACUAAACUGCCUUUAUCGAUAAACUUUGAGUUCGAAAUAAAAUGAUUCCAAAUUCUCCCAUGCAAAUAACUUUGCUUAGUAUAAUAAAAAGUGUAAUCAAUAAAGAAACACUGACAUAAUACGCUGUCUUGUUUCAUAUUGAUACACAUCGAUUGGCUUUUAAAGUAAUUACAGUAGGUAUGUUAUUAUACGUAAUAUAAGCUUCAAUUUAAGGUAAAAUUCAACCACAAACGCUUCGCAAAACGUUUGAAAGUGUUCUUUUAAUAUAGAACUAAACUGCCUUUAUCGAUAAACUUUGAGUUCGAAAUAAAAUGAUUCCAAAUUCUCCCAUGUAAAUAACUUUGCUUAGUAUAAUAAAAAGUGUAAUCAAUAAAGAAACACUGAAAUAAUACGCUGUCUUGUUUCAUAUUUUAUAUAUACAGUACGCAACGAUCGGCUUUUAAAGUAAUUACAGCCGAGAUUACAGUAUAUUAAAAGCGAACAAUGCAUCAAUAUUUAAAACAAACUUACCUUCGUUAACGUCGGCACCUUUACUUCCUUCUUUUAGCAAUCCUCUUGCCUUUAUUUCAUCAAAAAUCCUUUGCAAUUUACAAAAUCUUGCAAAAAUGAAAUAUAUUUGCAAGAAAUCAUCAAAUCAAUUUCGCUGUCGUCAACAGGGUUGGUAGGCUUUUGCGCAUGCACAAAGCCAAAUGACCUUUAAAAAAAGGCCAAAUGCUACUAAAUAAGGCCAAAUUUCAUUUUUUUGAAAAAAGCCAAAAAAGAGCCAAAUCUUAUCGACUUUGCAGUAUGUUGACAGAUAAAAAUUUUAAAUUUUAAAGCAAAUUUUGUCGUUUUUUCGGGAAGGACCUCUGCGAGGACAUAGCUACCAUGUUGUGAUUGGUUAGUUUUUGGCUUUACGAUUGGCUGAAUUUCCUGAAAUCUUACUGAGUGUCAAUAAAAUUAGGUUAUCUCUGUCAACGAUACCCAAUUUUUACAUUCUUACAUGUUGCUUUAUUGUUUAACAUUCCGGCACAAUAAAUUAUACUAAAAAAUAGUGAAAAUUCCUGUCACUUGAUAAAAAAGCCAAAAUAGAGCCAAAAGGCCAACCAUUUUUUUCAAGGCCAAACAAGAAAUAAAAAAAGCCAAAAUCGAGUUAUUUGGCCGCAAAAAGGCCAAGUUACCAACCCUGGUCGUCAAUCGUCAUGCAGCCGUUAUAAUGCCAAUUUUAAAUUGGACCAAUCAGUGUUGGCUAUUCAUUACAGUCCGCUAUAUUAUGAGAUCAGUGAGGAUGACCACCCACCGAAACACGCACAGUGACCCACGCCCGCGAUAUUUGAUGAACUUUAGACUUCGCUAAUGCUUCCCUUCCCCGGGUGUAAAUAGCCGGGGGGAAUUAGUACCCUCGCACGGUGCUUCGCGCCGUCGGCUCGGGGAUAAUUAUAUUCAACAACAAUAAUUAUAUUCAUAUUCAACAAUAAACACAUAUGAAAUAUAUUUAUUCAACUUCAACCUAAAAUAAUUAUAUUCAACAACAAUAAUUAUAUUCAUAUUCAACAAUAAACACACGAAAUAUACUUAUUCAACUUCAACUAUGAACAUAUUCAUAUUCAACACGAAAAGUUUACAUUCUUAUUCAAUGUUGAAUAUAUAAAUGCGAAAUUCUGUUGAAUACAUAAAUGCGAAAAGUGUUGCAUAUAUAAAUACUAGAAAAUACAUGCAUGCAGAAACCCUCGCCUUGCUGACAAAACCAUUUUAUUUUCUGAACGUGAAGUAUUUUAAGUAGUUGUCAUGGUAAUACGAUAAUUUUUUAAGAAUAUUUUCACAAAUGAAAAAUCCCCUAUAAAUAUCACUUUUAAUUACAAAAUUAUCAAUUUCCUAAACAUAUAUAUGUUAGGUAUGUUAUUAUACGUAAUAUAAGCUUGAAUUUAAGGUAAAAUUCAACCACAAACGCUACGCAAAACGUUUUAAAAUGUUCUUUUACUAUAGAACUAAACUGCCUUUAUCGAUAAACUUUGAGUUCGAAAAAAAAUGAUUCCAAAUUCUCCCAUGAAAAUAACUUUGCUUAGUAUAAUAAAAAGUGUACUCAAUAAAGAAACACUGAAAUAAUACGCUGUCUUGUUUCAUAUUUAUACACAACGAUCGGCUUUUAAAGUAAUUACAGUAGGUAUGUUAUUAUACGUAUAAUGUAAGCUUCAAUUUAAGGUAAAAUUAAACGACAAACUCUUCGCAAAACGUUUGAAAGUGUUCUUUUGAUAUAGAACUAAACUGCCUUUAUCGAUAAACUUUGAGUUCGAAAUAAAAUGAUUCCAAAUUCUCCCAUGUUAAAAUAACUUUGCUUAGUAUAAUAGAAAGUGUAAUCAAUAAAGAAACACUGAAAUAAUACGCUGUUUUGUUUCAUAUUUUAUAUACGCAACGAUCGGCUAUUAAAGUAAUUACAGCCGAGAUUACAGUAUAUUAAAAGCAAACAAUGCAUCAAUAUUUAAAACAAACUUACCUUCGUUAACGUCGGCACCUUUACUUCCUUCUUUUAGCAAUCCUCUUGCCUUUAUUUCAUCAAAAAUCCUUUGCAAUUUACAAAAUCUUGCAAAAUGAAAUAUAUUUGCAAGAAAUCAUCAAAUCAAUUUCGCUGUCGUCAAUCGUCAUGCAGCCGUUAUAAUGCCAAUUUUAAAUUGGACCAAUCAGUGUUGGCUAUUCAUUACAGUCCGCUAUAUUAUGAGAUCAGUGAGGAUGACCACCCACCGAAACACGCACAGUGACCCACGCCCGCGAUAUUUGAUGAACUUUAGACUUCGCUAAUGCUUCCCUUCCCCGGGUGUAAAUAGCCGGGGGGAAUUAGUACCCUCGCACGGCGCUUCGCGCCGUCGGCUCGGGGACAAUAUUUCAUCAAAACAAGUCGUUGUCUUGAAACCCACACGAGAAAUUCCCGAGUCUUCGUUAUUUUAUUGUGAUCAAAAUAUUCAAUCCGGUAUCCGACAUUUUGUAUUGUAUUGGUUAGACAAUUCGAUAUGUAAAGUGAUCCGGGUAUUGGGAGUAACUGCAUGCAUGGGGUCAUAUAAAACAUUCUUGCGACGACUUAAUCUAUAACCAUCGUAGGGUGACUGGCGUUGUCAUUUUAUUACUGAACCGUUACUGGAAAACGCGACACAAAUAUAAAGACUGCAAAUUUAGGAAAUGUUUGAAAAAGGUGCUAAAAAGUUUUUCAUGUUUUUGAUUAUUCUAUGUAGAUGUGGAUGAGUGUUCCCGAGGAUUGGACACCUGUCGAAGUAAUUCUCAAUGUGUUAAUACUAUUGGCACUUUUUUGUGCAAUUGUAAUCCUGGUUAUACCGGAUAUGGUGUAAAUUGCUAUGGUGAGUAG
Molecule: messenger RNA, 6629 nt
Organism: Paramuricea clavata
Lineage: Eukaryota; Metazoa; Cnidaria; Anthozoa; Malacalcyonacea; Plexauridae
Source: the annotation of a GenBank genome assembly